AUGCGCCAGACGAAGCCUGCACCAAGGCACCGGAACCAAAAGACGGUGGACGAUUUAGAGUUGUACCCUCGUUUCCACAAGCGCGGCGAACCAUCUGGGGAAUCGAAUCAAAUCGAGUAUCCCAAAGAACUCUUCAGCAAGAUCUGGGCUGGCCGACACUUCAGCCCUUUGGAUCCCGCCCUAGUCGGGGUGGAAAGCCCGCUUCCAAGGUGCCAUUGCGUCUUUUUGCUCUCUGGCUGUUGGUCCGUUGCUGCCCGGGGGCCGAUCACGAGCUGGCUUGUCAGCAAACAUGGGACGAUAUCGAAAGACAGGUGCUGGAUGUGGUCCGACAUCAGGAUACUCUAA
Colletotrichum costaricense is the source of this 345-nucleotide messenger RNA. RefSeq lists its product as uncharacterized. Lineage: Eukaryota; Fungi; Ascomycota; Sordariomycetes; Glomerellales; Glomerellaceae. The record is from RefSeq and is a predicted model, not a curated record. Bases 1 to 345 code for a protein of 114 amino acids. The transcript has a single exon.